This is a messenger RNA of Dendroctonus ponderosae (mountain pine beetle), 2171 nucleotides long. It is a transcript of the gene Slob, whose product is annotated as slowpoke-binding protein. NCBI's taxonomy places the organism in Eukaryota, Metazoa, Arthropoda, Insecta, Coleoptera, Curculionidae. The record is from RefSeq and is a predicted model, not a curated record. The transcript has 8 exons. Bases 1 to 1464 code for a protein of 487 amino acids.
AUGAGUAAGCCUUACCAGAAGAUACCUUCAAGACUAAAGUAUUUUAGAACGAAACUUUCCAUUUUCACUAGGUUCAACCUUUAUCAAUCAAUUAACAAAAAAGACCAAGACGAUAAAGAGUUACAAGUUAUCGGCCAUGAAAGGUGGUAUCAAGAGCGCACUUCACGAUCGAGCGUGAAGAAGAAGAAGCGAAUUUCUAGGCGUUCGCAUAGCGCUGCUGAAUUUUCUAACGCUAGCCUCUCAGCGGCCAAUAAGAGAGCUGCUUUUCGAAACCGCAGCCAAAGUUCGGAGAAGGAAAGCGAUAGUGAAGGGGGAAAAAGUACACCGCAAAGAGCUGAUUCGUUGUCUAAAUUGUUUCGUGGCUGUAAAAGACAAUCAAGUCAAUCAAAGCAUGAAUACAGUGCAGUUAAAACUGAAGGUGGAAAUGACAAGUUUAGAGGAGAGAACAAAAUCCGUAAUAAUGCAUUACUGGCUUGCAAGAAAAAAUUCAUUGAUAAUGAAAGAUACGACCUGAUCAGUCAGCUCGGUGAUAUCGGCUUUCGGAGCGACAAAAAUUGGUUUACCGUCCACGAUAAAACUCUUGGCGCAGAAAGACUGCUUACCUUAGUACCGCUACCGUCCACAUGUCCCAUUGCUCCAAGCCAACAAACGCGAGAAACCCUCAUUGAACUUUUCAGGGGGCUCCAGCAUCCAUAUAUCCAUCCCGUCCUCGAUAUCGACUUUUGGAAAGACGAAGCAGCUAUUUUUGCCCCUUUAAACCCCACAGGUAGUCUAAAGGACUUGAUUUAUCAGAGCUUUUGGCAGGACGACUAUGAAAAAAAGUACGUUUGCAGAGGUGAAGGUCUCCCAUUACGAACAGUGCAAUGUCUUGGGAGGCAGAUUAUUGAAGCUUUGCUCUUUUUGAGAAACAAGCAAUUUCCACCCAUAUAUCAUCUACAUUCAGGCAAUGUCAUAAUACAAAAUGGGGUCGCCCGACUAGCCGGCUUGGAAAAUCCGUUUCUGGGCCUCCUGCCAAAAGGUCCUGCCGCUCCUGAAACACUAGCUUUCGGUUAUCUGCUCUUCGAAAUGACUGCAGGUUAUGAAUUGCCCGGGCCCCCGAGCCCUGCCCACUUGCAAUUGGAGUUGGAGAGAACACCUAAAGUUGCUGAUAUAUUGGGACUCAUAUUUCAAAGCACAAGGACACCAACUCUGGAGGAGCUGAUCCGCUGUGAACUGUUCAGAGGAGUAGAGCUGCGAGAGUUACGAGGAGCCAGUAUUGUCCAGGUCCCGUCGCCUCCCGAAGUUAUGCAACUUUUGGACGUUGUAAGAACACCAUCGCUACCAACUCCGUUACUAAGACGACAAGACACUGUAGUGAUUGUAGAAGAUUGUAGAAAAAGAGCUCUGGAAGAUAUUAUAGAAGAAGACAGCGACCUUAGCGAGAACAAUAGUCUAGAUGAAGAUUGCAAUAGUAGUUUAAGAUAGUAGUGUAAGCUAAAGGUAGUUUAGACUUGAUUGUAUUUUUUCGUAAUAUGUAGAUUUGGUCAAUCACUUGUGUGUACAAUGGGUCAAAUUUAUUUCCGGGUUAUUUCAAAAACCGCAUUUUGCGAUUCAAAAAUCGCAAUAAAUGAGGAAUCAAUCACUAAAAUACUGAAUCAAUUACUGAACAAAUUAAAAUUAAAUUAGAAGAAACCGUACGAGGUACAACAAAUUUGGAAAUGUGUGAACACAAGUUGGUAGAUCACAUGCUACUCAUGAACCGGAUGCUCCAAAAUUGGCAUCAUCUAGGAGUUGUAUACAACAUAUUCGUUGUCUUUUGCAAUUUUUAUUCUGCCUUCUACUUUUGUUUUAUUCACCAUGUUUACCUUGACUUAAACUUCGCAUUUGUCUGAAAAAACACACGAAAAAAUCAGCGUAAUGUUUGUCGAUUUUGCAACUCUUAAAAAAACGCGCGUAUCUAAAAGUUCUUGAAAUCAAGGCUUUUUGAGAAAACUACCAACAUUUCCUUAUCGAUGGUUUCUUUUCUAAAAAGGCUUUUUAGUUCUCUACGGAACGAUGUAAAAAUUAACGUUUUCACUCAUUUUGCUUCCGAGAAAUGAUCAAAAACGGGACGAAAAACAUUAAAUGUUGGCACAAUCUUGCACCUUGUGUCUGAUAUUCAAAUUUCGCUCUCUGUGUCAAAACUACUCAAA